Molecule: messenger RNA, 1466 nt
Organism: Rhododendron vialii
Lineage: Eukaryota; Viridiplantae; Streptophyta; Magnoliopsida; Ericales; Ericaceae
Exons: 5
Coding region: 289-1311 (340 amino acids)
Source: RefSeq, a predicted model, not a curated record
ACAAAUCCCAUUUCUCCCCUUGCGUCCUCUGUGUGUGUGGUGCAACAGAUAAAAGUUAGAGAGAGAAAGUGAGAGAGUUUACUACUAUAAUUAAAGCAUAGUUUUUCUUGGGGUUGCAGUAUCUGAUGGGUUUUGCACUCUCUCUCUCUCCUCUCCUCCCCCUCCUCUCUCUCUAGAAAUCUCACCUCCGAGACAAUUUCUUCAAAUCUAGGGAUCACUACUCGAGCUUCCCUUCAAAUCUCUUUCUCUCUCUCUUUCUAAAUACAUCUCUACUUUGAAAGAUCUUCCAUGAGGAUCAGGAAGCGUUUUCUUCUAUCAUCUCUCUCUUCACUCCCUCUCUCAGAUCCCCAACUCAACCGAUCAUCACCACUCCAGCUACUGGUGCAACAACAACCACAGCAAGAGAGCAACACUCGUUCUCAGCCGUCCGAUUCUUUUCCAAAUCCGCCCCCCUCCCAGCCGUCCGAUGGAAACCUCCUGAUCAGGAGUGCAAAGGCCAGUUGGGUUUCCUCUUCUAGACCAAAGGAUGUGGAAGGUGAAGUUGCUGAAGAAGAGGGAGAGAAGAGUAAUGAUACCAAGAAAGGAAACAUCUUAGGUUCAGGUUUACUGCAAGAAACAGGCUCUUCUCAUCAAGUUGGGAGGUGGUGUGAAGGAGAUAAAGUACUAGUUCCACUCCCACCAAAGAAGAGAAGAGGGAGCUUUGAAACAAGAGGUGGUGAUAACGAAACUGAGAAGGAGACGAAGAAGAAGAAGACGAAGGGGAAAAUGAAGUCGAAAACUAACAAGAAAUGCGUGCAAUUAUUACCAAAUGGUGAUGAUCAAGAAAUGAAUGAGGGCAAUACUGGACAUAGCGAUGAUGGUGCGAUCAAGAAGAGGAAGGCAAAGAGAGGGAAUGUGAUAAUGGAGGGAUCGCGGUGCAGCCGAGUUAACGGGAGGGGAUGGAGGUGUUGCCAACAAACCCUUGUUGGUUAUUCUCUUUGUGAGCAUCAUUUGGGUAAAGGAAGGCUUAGAAGCAUUGCUAGUGUUCGAAAUCACGCCGUGGCUACUACAACUAUUGCACCAAAAGAAGACGAGUCUUCGCAAUUAUCAACCUUUGCAGAAGGAAAACUCGGGCAAAAAGUGGUAGACGAAGAGGACGAGGAUGAAGAUAAUGACGACGAGGAAGAGAAGCCAUUGAUGAUGACAAAGAAGAGAAUGAAGAUUGGAAUGGUGAAAGCUAGAUCCAUAAGCAGUUUGCUUGGCCAGACAAACAAUGUUGCAGUUGUAGUAGGAAACGAUAAUGACAAAAAGAUGAGCAGUACUGUCAUGUGAAGAAGACAAAAAAUAAUCAGUAGUGUUAUUUCAUGUAGUACUUGAAUGAAUGUAAGCAAACUCGAGGUUUGAUGUUUUGUUACGUACGCCUGGUGCAAUGCAACUACUACUACAUAUGUGGAGAUUUUGUGUGAAGAAAUAGGUUAUGAGUUUAA